Messenger RNA from Thecamonas trahens ATCC 50062, 3712 nucleotides. RefSeq lists its product as uncharacterized. Bases 417 to 3677 code for a protein of 1086 amino acids. The transcript has a single exon. Gene Ontology annotation, cellular component: CURI complex; small-subunit processome; UTP-C complex. Lineage: Eukaryota; Apusomonadida; Apusomonadidae. Gene Ontology annotation, biological process: tRNA export from nucleus; rRNA processing. The record is from RefSeq and is a predicted model, not a curated record.
CCACAGACACACCUCACUCGCACACCACACCACACACUUUCCCCCACAUAGACAUAGUAAUCUAUCACUAUGGGGAAGCGCAGGCGGAAGACAGAGGCCACAGAGGUCCAGACCCAGGACCAGGACCAGGAGCUCGUCAUGGAUGCCUCCUUUGACGAACUCUCCUCAUCGGAGGAGAGCAUGACCAGGUCCACCAGGUCCACCAAGUCCACCAAGUCCACCAAGUCCAAGAGCAAUGCCGAUGAUGAUCAGGAUUCAUACUCGGCAGAUGCUUCUUCUGCGUCGUCGUAUUGCUCGGGUGAUGAUGGGGUGAACCGGCGAAGAAGUGGUCGGGCAAGGCUAGCAAGAAGAAGGCAAAGGUGCCGUGGACGUAUGAUAACAAGCUGAGGGUGGUGGACAAGGCUCGGUUUGGUGGGAUGGCGGAGAAGGAGGAGGAAGAGUUCAAGGUGCCGACCCGAAAGGAACUGGAGAAGCUGCGCAACACAAAGCAGCUGUUCAAGUCAAACCUGUUCAAGAUGCAGGUCGACGAGCUCCUGGCUGCUGUCACCAUCGACUACGAUCGGACGCAGGCCACAAAGUCGGCUCUGUUUGAUGUCCGCGCCGCUCUGCUUGAUCUCGAACUCGGCCCGCUUACCCCACCGCCGACAGACGCCAAUCUUGUGGGCUCGUUCCUCACUCAGACCUGCGUCAAGCCCGCGCUCAACGUCGACAUUGGCUUUGUCAUUCCGCCGGCCAUGGUCAUUCCCAAAGACUACGUCAACAACCGCUACCCGUCGACUCGCGCUGCUUACGUGGCCCAGAUUGCCACCGCUCUCGCCGCCGCUCUGCGUGCAAAGUCCAAGCGCUACGCCAAGACCAAGGUCCAGACCGUCGGCUUUGCUGGCGACGAGACAAAGCCCAUCAUCGCCAUCUCCCACAUUGGGCCUGACACAGAGUCGUUCGAGGGCAAGAAAGUGGCCACGCCAUUUACCAUCAAGCUCAUCCCGGUCCUCGACUCGGCGGCCCCGGUCUUUGAGGCCCGCAAGCUUGGCCCGGCCCGCAACAACCUUCGCAAGCCGCACUUUGGCCUCUCGACCGCCACCCCACUCUACAACGCCGCCAUUCUCGAGGAUCUCAUCCUCCCCGGCCAACUCCCGCUCUUGCAUGCCGCCACCUCGUCCGAUACCUACGGCGACGCACUCCGUGGUGCCAUCGUUCUCGCCAAGGUCUGGCUCGCCAAGCACGGCCAGGGCGCAGGAUGCGGCGUGCCCGGCCGUCUCGCCGGCCUCCACGUCUCGCUCAUCCUCCUCCAUCUGCUCAUCUCGCGCAAGGUCCCGCGCUCGACCUCGUCGUACCUGCUGUUCAAGGCUCUGCUCGAGUUCCUCGCUGCGGCUGGCCCGGAGCCGCAGCCGAUGUUUCUCGCGCUGCCGGUCGACGACGACGGCUGGCCGCUCGGCAUUGGUCCCAUCCUGUCCAAGGCCGGCGUGAAGAGCCCGGUGCCGGCCGAACCCGACGCGGUGCUCCUCGCCGCCGGCGCUGGCUACGACGUCUCCCUGCUUGACCCGACCGGCUCGUACAACUUUGCCUGGAGAGUGAGCGCCUCGGCGUGGUCGUCGGCGUCGUGGACGGCCCAGCGGUCGCUGGCGGUUCUUGAACAGCCCUCGCUCCUUGUCGACGCCUUUGCCUCGCUGUUUGCCCGCGAUCUCCCAGCUGUCGCCACCUUUGACACCAUCAUCCGCAUCCACCCGUUGCCGGACGUGGCCGACGCCUUUGCCGGCGAGGAGAGCCGAGUCACCCACGAGGGCGGCUUUGCCCGCGCACUCGCCUCGCGCGCCCACUCGGUCCUCACGCGUGGCCUCGGCAAGCGCGCCGUCGGCGUUGACGUCCAGAUGGGCGGCAGCCACGGCCCGGACACGCUGUGGAUUGGCCUCCGCCUCGCGCCGCUCCACUCGAUCGGCAUCGUUGACAUGGGCCCAUCCGCCGACUCGGGCGAGCUCGCCGAGGCCUUCCGUGCCUUUUGGGGCGCCAAGGCCGAGCUUCGUCGGUUCGUCGACGGCUCCAUCUGUGAAGCUGUCGUCUGGUCCAAGUACGAGAACCACCAGGAGGCCAUUGUCGGCGCUGUCGUCAAGCACCUGCUCAAGCUCCACUGCAGCAUUCCCCGCAAGACCUUGGCAAUGCUCCCGGUCGAGCUCGGCGGCGUCGAGCCGCACACUCGCCGCGACUGGCACGGCUACAUCGGCGACGUCAAGGCCGCCCGCAAGGCCGCCCAGGAGCUAUCCACCCUCUUGCUCGGCAUCACCUCGCUCCCGCUCGACAUCUCGUCGGUCCGCCCCGCAAGCCCCGCGCUCACCGCCACCUCGGCCGGUCCGCUCCUCAAGCCCGGCGACGGGCGGAUCCUCGUGGCGACCGGCCUCGAGAUGGUCAUCCAGUUCCGCGCCUCGGCCCACUGGCCGUCGGACCUUGUCGCGUUCCAGGCCAUGAAGGCCGGCUUCCUCAUCAAGCUUGCCCAGACCCUGCAGGUCCGGCACGGGCUCUCAGCCGUCCUCGACUCGAACGGGCACGGGCCGAUGGGCGCCCCGGUGCUCGAUGUCUUCUUUGCAGACUUUGUCUUUCGCCUCGUCAUCCACCACCCGCACGAGAUCGCCAUGCUGCAGCAGCGCGUCGACGCCAUCCGCUCGCGGUCGGCUCAGACCAUGCUCGGUGACGACGCAGACGAGGCUGACGCCACGGCUGACGUGGCUGUCGCCGCCGCCGAGGCCGAACUCGCGGCGGUGACCGAGGUGCAGGAGCGCGCGCCGGAGCACGCCGCCGCCCUCGACGCAUUUACCACCUCCCACCCGGCCUUCCCGGCCACAGCCGUGGCCUUCAAGGCCUGGCUCGCCGGCCACUGCUUCUCGGCCUCGCUCCCGUCGCGCGCCGCAGACCUCAUCGUCGCCUACGCGCUCGACCAGUGGUCAGUCGCGGGCAUGACUGUCAGCCCGCUCCCCGGCCUCCUCCGCGUCCUGCACCUUGUGGCCAACUUUGACUGGGAGCUCGACCCGCUCAUUGUCCGCCUCGCUGCCGACGACAUCGCCGUCGGCAACAUCAACGACCUCUACGCCGCUUUCAAGGUCGCCCGCGCCGAUGGUGUCGUCAUGUUUAUCGCCGAUGCCUCCGCAGGUCCGCUCGUCACCCUCAACGCCCCCACUUCCACCGAGCUUGCUCGCCUCGUCCGCCUCGCCAAGGCCUCGGCACACCUCCUCGCUAAGAUCGUCGAGCAUGGCGGCCACGUCAGGCCCGCCUGGUGGGACGCCAUCUUCAACCUUCAGCUCGCUGACUUUGACCUCAUCGUCACCCUCAAGAACGCGCCCAAGCUCAAGGCCGCCACCGGCUCAAAGUACAAGAACCUUGUCAACGAGGAGGACACCCUCGUCAACUUUGAGCCCGGCGCAUGGCUCGUUCGCCAGCUCCAGGCCCGCUACAGCGAACUCGCUACCAUCUGCUACGGCGGUCGCGACAUCAUUGCCAUCGCCUGGCGUACCGACCAGCUCGCUGCUACCUCUCGUCUCCGCCCGCUCGAGCCCGUCGCCGCCUUUAACUCGGCACCGGCCGCCGGCCUCGCCUCAUCCGGUGACGCCGUCGUCUUUGACAUUGUCGGCAUGGUGGCCGACAUCAAGGCCCUCGGUGGCGAUCUUGUCACCGACGUCACGCUCCUCUAACCAUCAGUCGAAUGAACACCACUCACGUCCAUGAA